UGCUGCAGAAAUGAAGAGAGCGGCCAAUAAAUACGAAUUCAAAGAGACAUCCAUACCGUCAGACUUCAAUUUCGUUCCAGCUAUUUCUAAGCCUCACAAUAAGAACGUACCAAGGUAACUUUCAUUUAACAAAGGAGAGAUAACUAAGGCUAUCUAAGUGUAUGGGCAUUUUAAGACCAACUACCUUUCUCCUCUUUUUUCCAGAAAUCAAUUUGUAGCCAAAAUGCAUAAAGGGUAAGAUUUCUCUUUCCCAUUUUAAAAAGUUGGGAGAAAUACAUUUGCUAAUAAAAAUGAUCAUAGCAUUCUGUCUUUUGAUAGAGCUUCCACCAGACAUGGACAGCAGCAGUCAGAACUGAAGGGCCAGAAUAAACUUUUAGGGGAAGCCAAUGAGGAACUGCAGAAAAAAAUUACAGAAACACAGGUAAGUUCGUUAAAGGGAUGAUUCACUCCUUUCCAAACAUAUGUGAGCAUAACACUGCACUAGGUUCUCUCUAUGGGCUGUUGAAUGGAACGUCUUGAGAAGAGUUCAAUGUUAGCCCUGAACAGAAGAGAGAACUAGUGCAGUCAUUUCAUUUCAUUUCAUUUUGCAGCAAAAAGUUGCCCAGCUGGAGCAACAAUACAGUGACCUCCAGGGAACCAAUGCAGACAUCCAGAAACAUCUGAAGGACUGCCAUGCGCUACUAGUCGCUGGAAAUAUUGAUCCAGGUAAUCAUUACAUCCUGACUAGACCGGCCACGUUACGUUCGUAGCCAGGUGUUAAAAUUGAACUUGGUUCUAUUUGAGACGGUUGACGACAUGCAAGUCCCGCCUCUACAUCUACUCAUUGGUUUUCACGAGCAUACUAACCCACCUGGGUGAUUUGAAAUAUUAACAAGGCGAUAUUAAUCAAAGAAAACAAAUUAAGUUUCCCUUUUCAUCUUUGGAUUAAUUGUCGGGAGUAGAAAACACACAAUUUUGUAUGGGUUCAAAUUCUACAAAAAAAAGGACCAUAUGCAUUUCAGGUAAAAUAACAAUCCAGUGUUUAUCUCCCAGGACAAAUUAUCUAGCAACAGCAAGUUAGCUAAAUGUCCAUGAAUGUUUCAUGUGUGUUUUGACCUGUCCCCAAAUUAAUAUAGCUGGUUCAUAGCUGGUAUUGUAAUGUGUGUGUCAUGAACGCGUCUGGUGGGGAUAGACAAAAUCAACAUGCAAACGACAGCGCAUGCAUGGGCCGGUUUAGUCAAGGUGUUAAGACUACAGGAAUUUGUUCUCAGGUGAAAGCUAUGAACAACUUACAAUUGUUUAUUUGGAUAGUUUGGUUAGCUUUAUAAAGAUUGUUUCUUUAACCAUUUUUGGUCUCUGUUUUGGGAGAGGGAAUUGGAGAAACUGCACUGCAAAAUGAGGAUCAACAGCGAGAGGUGGUGGUAAGGACUUUCACUCGUUUUUUCAAUAUUGUUUAACAGUCUUAUUACUUAGGGGGCUUUAACACCAAAUUAGUUUGGUGCAGUUUUUCUGCUGCGUUUACCCCCCUUAGUUCGGUUAGUUUGGACUGGUGUGAACACUAUCCGCACUCUGGAGCGCACUAAACAACGCACCGUGGUUCACUCAAAAAGGGUGAUCCGAUUCAAUUCGUACUGUGGGGCUGUUCGCUGCAGGUGAGAACACAGUUCGGACCAAACAUAGGAAAAGAACCAGUCGUGCAGUAUUAUUGGUUGUUUGACUGCGAGCAUGAUGAAAUGCAUGCAGCGUCAUAACUUGAUAUCUCUGAAAUGUUUUGUUAGUAGCAGCGCCUUUGAGUGCAUCCAAUGCAGAUUAAGGGAGACGGGGGGGGCUGUGCCGGGGAUAUAGGCUACUGAAUAUAGCCUAUUCACAUUGUAGUUAGAGCGGCUAUUGCGAUGUUUCCUCCAGCAUGCUGUUUGAAGACCAAAAUGAAAGUAAUAUGAAGAUUGGGACACACAAGUGAGCUUCAUGAUAAUCAUAGAUGGAUUUAACAUGAGCAUUUUUGUCCAAUAAACAAAUUACUUGCAUGGACACGUGGUUUUGUUUAGGGAUUUUAGUUUGACAUUUGGCAUUGUGAAACCAACCGGACCAAAAAAUAAUAAAACAUACAAUGUAACAAAUAAUCAAACUCUGAUUCGAACGAUAGCUCAAAACUGUGUGUGAAAAUGCCCUUAGACUCAAAUGUUACUGAGGUCCUUGUUUGCAGGAAUCUGGCUUUGUAAUUGUAUGUAGGUAUUUUUUUGUUGAUGUAUACGUCAUUUUUUUAUCUCCAAUGAUGCAGAAUGUAUCCCGAGAUCUGUUAAGUGAACUGCGGACAUUUGGUGACAUGGCAACAGAACAAAGUGCACAACUAACAGUAAGUUCAUUAUGUUUGAUUGACAUAAAAGCAGAAGUAAUCCUGUGUGUAUACCCCGAUGGGCAAGUGCCUUUGAGAGCUUAAUGUCAACCCCUGGUAAGUAUGUUCUAUCUAGAGCUCGUUUGAAAUGGGAAUUGUUUGUUAAUUUCCAGGAAGUUCAAAAGACCAUGAAGGAUCUCACGGAGGCUCGGGAGCAUCUCGUGCAGGAGAGGGAGAAUUUCUCCUUGGAAGUUGAAGAAAUGGAGAAGGCUGUUGAGGAUGCAGAGCAGCUUUUAUUGGAGUAGAAACUGUGUGCGCUUGCUUUUGCUUUUAAUGUAAAUGUAAUUAUAAAAUGUUUUGUAUAUUUCACCUAACUUAAGUUAAAUUGUUAAUACUUGCAAACAGUUGUUUUCACUCAGUCUUAUUUUAUUUGUCUGGAAGACUGCAAAUUUAAAAGCAGUUGGAUUGACAAGUGUUAUUUUUGCCUAGAUACCAGGGUUUCUAAACCUGUACUGUACUGUCUUUUAAACCAGUCUGUGAAAAGUUCCAAGCUCCACCGCCGGGGGAAGUAGUUUGGUGGUUGGGGUGCUGCGAUUUUU
Coregonus sp. 'balchen' is the source of this 2910-nucleotide messenger RNA. Lineage: Eukaryota; Metazoa; Chordata; Actinopteri; Salmoniformes; Salmonidae. The record is from the annotation of a GenBank genome assembly.